Molecule: messenger RNA, 705 nt
Organism: Linum trigynum
Lineage: Eukaryota; Viridiplantae; Streptophyta; Magnoliopsida; Malpighiales; Linaceae
Source: the annotation of a GenBank genome assembly
AUGGUAGUUUGGGUUCAGCUCCCAGGGUUUCCGGUACAUUUCUAUCACAAGAAAUUAUUGUUUACGCUAGGCAACCUAAUCGGGGGAACCAUUAAGCUGGAUUAUCAUACUGAGCACCAGCAGCGGGCCAAGUUUGGUCGUAUGGCAGUGGAAGUCGAUUUAUCGAAACCGUUGGUUCCGAGGAUCAGAGUGGAUGGACGAUGGCCCACGGCGGGGGAGGCCUCGACCAGUAAGCCCAUUCAAGAAGCUACCAUCCCUCUUGGCCCAUCUUCGACAGCUAAUGGGUCUCAGCCUGCAACGGCCUCCCCAAUUAGCCAUGUUAAGGCCCCCGAGCCGAUAAACCAAACCGGGUUAAUCACCCAUACUAUCUCGGGUGCGAAUGGGACCAAAAUCCAGAUAGUUGAAGUUCAACCCUAUAAGUCGAUUCCUCCUCGAAUCACCGAUCCAGAAGCUCCAUCGGUGGUGGCUAGGAUGAAGACUAAGAAGGAAGGAAAAGGAGGGAAAAGCAAUCGCUCAUCUACGCCCAAGAAGGGGACUCCGAUCCACAAUAACCCUCUCAAGCCAUUACAAAUAUGGUCCCCUGAAUGGACUGAGAUGUCUAAGAUAGGAGCGUCAGCGGAACCCGCCCUGGGAACCGUCGCGGAGGCAGACAAGACGAGCAUGGAAGUGAUCCGGAAGGAUGGCGAUUCGCCUGUCUUGCCUUGA